This is a messenger RNA of Osmia bicornis bicornis, 5109 nucleotides long. RefSeq lists its product as uncharacterized. The transcript is spliced from 2 exons. NCBI's taxonomy places the organism in Eukaryota, Metazoa, Arthropoda, Insecta, Hymenoptera, Megachilidae. The coding region runs from base 1 to 5109 and encodes 1702 amino acids. Gene Ontology annotation, molecular function: nucleic acid binding. Gene Ontology annotation, biological process: DNA integration. The record is from RefSeq and is a predicted model, not a curated record.
AUGAGUACAUUGGAAGAAAUUUUGUUUAAACAAAACCAAGUUAUGCGCUCGAUCGAACGUCCACUUACCAAUUAUAAAAAGCUGGGUCAAGCUAAAAUGACUCCAGCUACCACCCGGAACCGGAUGAACAUGCUAAAAGAGGCAUACCAACAGUGCCAAGACCUGGACGCGAAAAUCGUCGCCAUGGCGGAUCUACAAGCCAGAUCAACUCUUCAGUACUUCGUCGACAACCAUUUCGAAAGAUGUGAGGAGUGCUAUCAGGAGUCCCUGGACUACAUGUCGGAGAUCCUGGAUAAGACAUCCUCGACCCAGGAGACAGCAUCCGAGAAAGGGAAUCUUCAACCAGUGAAGCUACGCUCGCAAUCGUUGCUGCCUCAAAUCCAGCUGCCGUCUUUCGAUGGAACCUUCGAACAAUGGGAGAGUUUCCGAGAUAAGUUUCAAUCUAUAGUAAUUAAUGAUAAUUCUUUGUCAAAUGUCGAGCGUUUGCAUUUUCUUUGUUCCGCUUUAACCGGCGACGCAAAAAAAGCGGUUAAUCAUUUACCUACCACCGAUGCAAAUUUCGAGGUCGCGUGGCAGUUAGUUAAAAAUAGAUACGAAAACAAACGCCGGUUACUUUCGACCUAUUUAAAUAAUUUGUUUUCGUUACCGCAAGUGACCUCUGAAUCUGCGAAAGAGCUCCGCAGUUUAGGCGAUCAGUUAAACGUUUCGAUACACGGUUUGAAAAAUUUGAAACGACCCGUCGAACAUUGGGACGACGUAAUUGUUUUCCUCGGUACACAAAAACUUGACCGUUCCUCCCGAAAGGCGUGGGAGUUACAAUUCGGUGAUACAUCAGAAUUGUCUACUUAUGUCGAAUUCGACAAGUUUUUGGAGUCUCGAGUUCGGGCUUUAGAGUCAAUGUCGCCAAUAAAUACCGAUAAACCGGAAAACGUAACUGUUAAAUCAAAACCGAAAACAAUUUCAACGAACACGUCUACCGUGUCGCCAAUUAUAUGUCCUCAUGCGAAAGAACAAUGCCACAGUCAAAGAAGCUGUAAAGAAUGUAAACAGCGACAUCACACUCUGUUGCAUUUUCCGAUAAAACCGGAGCAGUCCAGCGUGAGUCAGUCAAAUCAGACGUCGGCUACCAAUCCGAAUUCAGAACUUGAAAUCAGCUCGAAUUCUGCGUCGCGAACGAAAACUAAUACCGGCAUUCUUCUUUCAACAGCUCGCAUCCGAGUGCACUCAUUGCAGGGUCGAACAGUACAAGCACGCGCAUUAUUGGAUCAAGGGUCAGUCGCAACUCUAAUAUCAGAGAACCUAGCCCAAAUUUUGCGACUCCCGAGAAACAAACAAAAUACAUGCAUAACCGGAAUAGGAGGAAUACAGUCGUGGGCUAAUCACACCGCUCGCAUCACGAUUACUCCGUUGGUAAGAACCGAGCCUGUAUACUCGACAACUGCUAUUAUUUUGAAAACUUUAACACAAUACACUCCAAAACGACAUUCUUCCGUAACGAAUUGGAAUCAUAUUGCAGGACUUGAAUUGGCCGAUACAGACCCCAUGAGCUCAGAUCCGAUCGAUAUCGUUAUCGGUGCGGAUUUGUUUGGUCAAUUAUUAUUGGACGGAGUUCGGAAAGGUUCUACAAGUGAACCGAUCGCGCAAAAUACACACCUGGGAUGGAUCCUAUCUGGUCCUACGUCCACUCAUCCUCUUCCUUUCUUUAUAGAUGCCCAUCACGCUACGUUGUUAGAAAAUCUCGAUGCAGAUCUUCGCCGCUUCUGGGAAGUGGAAAAUAUCCCAACUCAAUCAGUGCUCUCACCUGAGGAAGAAAAAUGUGAAUUACACUUUCAAUCCUCUCAUACUCGUACGUCGGAAGGGCGUUACAUAGUUCGACUCCCGUUCAAGAGCGAACCCCCUAUAGAUUUAGGCGAAUCUCGUUUUGCCGCGAUGAAAACUCUUCUCUCUCUUGAAAGACGCUUUAAAAGCGACCAAGUAAAUACCGAAACUUAUAAAGAAUUCCUCUCAGAAUACGAAGCCUUAGGCCAUAUGGAAAGGGUUCCAACCGUCCCGGUUCAAACAACCAACCAAAUUUAUUAUAUUCCUCAUCACGCAGUUCUUCGCGAAAGUAGUUCGACAACUCGUCUUCGCGUCGUAUUUAACGCUUCCCGCCGAACUUCAAACGGCACUUCUCUAAAUGAUCAUCUUUUAACUGGACCCAAGCUCCAAACCGAUCUAAUUGCAAUCCUCCUCCGGUGGAGAGGAUUCCGGUUUGUAUAUACCACAGACAUCGAGAAAAUGUACCGUCAGAUUUUAGUUGAUACACGAGAUACAGAUUUUCAACGCAUUUUAUGGCGUCCCUCGUCACAACAGUCCGUUGAGGAGUAUCAACUCUGUACCGUCACGUAUGGCACCAAAUCAGCUCCUUAUCAAGCUCUUCGCGUUUUAAAUCAGCUGGCAGUGGACGAAGGUCAUCAAUAUCCUCUAGCUCUUCCAGUAUUAAAGGAUCAAACUUAUGUCGACGACUGUCUCUUCGGAGCAGACGACAAAGAUCUCUUGCGAACAAUCCGCGACCAGACCAUAAACCUGUUAAACAAAGGCGGCUUUCGUUUACGAAAAUGGGCCAGUAAUGAUCCAACUCUGUUAAUUGAUAUCGAUCCGCGCGAUCACGGUCUUGCGAAAAAUAAACUCCUUAAGAUCGAGGAGACCUGCUCAGUUUUAGGCUUAGAAUGGAAUCCAGUGCUCGAUCACUUUCAAUUUCGAGUUACCAUUUCUUCGAAUUUUGCCAAUACGAAACGAACAAUUCUCUCUCAAAUUGCAAAACUUUUCGACCCGAUGGGGUUGUUAACUCCAGUCGUUAUACCCGCGAAAGUGUUUACGCAAAAAUUAUGGUCACUCCAAUAUGAUUGGGAUGACAUUCUUCCUAACGAUGUUCUCCUAGAAUGGCAAGAUUACUACACUCAUUUACCAGAUUUAAAUAAGAUCACGAUUCCUCGCAAAAUAGCCAAUGGCAUCGCGCUACAUCAGGAAAUCCACGGAUUCGCCGAUGCAUCCACUAAAGCCUACGCAGCUUCGGUUUAUAUAAAAAGCGUCCUCCCAGAUGACAAUGUCUUCGUGGCGCUUCUCGUUGCAAAAUCACGAGUAGCUCCCGUUAAAACAUUAAGCAUACCGAGAUUAGAAUUAUGUGCAGCGGCAUUGUUGGCACGUCUUGUCGUUUUUGUGGAAAAUUCCUUGUCGCUCAUCCAUCACAAUGUCCACUGUUGGACUGAUUCAAGCAUCACUCUCGCCUGGCUUAGCCAACCUCCGACUCGUUGGAAGACUUUUGUCGCCAAUCGAGUGUCGAAAAUUCAGUCUCUUUUACCGAAAGCGCAGUGGCAUCAUGUUCCAACAAAUAGCAAUCCUGCUGAUUGUGCAACCCGCGGUCUAACGCCAUCGGAAUUAAAAAUCCAUUCCAUAUGGUGGUCAGGACCUUCAUGGUUAAAACAAGGCGAAGAACGUUGGCCAAAAUCCAAUAUCAGAAUAGUCGAUUCGCAUGAGGAGGAGAAAAUUCCAAAAUUAUUGUCUGCAGUUUCGACUACGGAUCCCUGGGAUUUACCAACGCGAUACUCAUCCUGGUCGAAACUACUUCGAGUGACGGCUUACAUACUUCGUUUUACUUCUAACCUUCGCUUCCGACAUACGAAUAAAAUUAAAUUACAACUCACCAUUAAGUCACUAAUAGCAGUGCCUCCUCUUCAACCCGACGAGAUUCAGAGAGCAAAAUUCCUUUGGUUGAGAAGAAUGCAAUCCGAGCUAUUUCCGGAUGAGCUUAGUAGUCUGUCUGCGAAAAAGACUCUUCUAAAAUCCAGCAAGUUACUUUCUCUUAACCCUAUCCUAGACCAAGACGGGCUUAUUAGGGCGAAAGGGCGACUUGCACACUCGCUAUUUCCUGAAAACACAAAGAAACCUAUUAUCCUACGCUCCCAUCCACUACUAUCAUUGAUAAUAAAUCAUACGCACGUAAUCCAUCUGCACGCAGGUUCGCAACUCACUCUUGCCUGUUUGCGACCUGAGUACUGGAUCUUGCGAGCACGCACCACGAUACGAUCCGUUUUACAUAGGUGCGUACCAUGCGCUCGUCAUCGCGCAUCCGUUCCGUCUGAGCUCAUGGGAGAUUUACCGGCAUCCAGAGUCACUGCGGUAGAAAGACCAUUCAUAAAUACAGGUGUCGACUACGCAGGCCCGAUUCACGUUCGUACUACAUCGGGACGAGGACACAAAUCGCACAAAGCUUACAUUGCAGUUUUUGUUUGUAUGGCAACAAAGGCCGUCUAUUUAGAUCUCGUAAGCGACUAUACAUCAGCCGCAUUCCUAGCAGCUUAUACGAGAUUUGUGUCCCGACGCGGAAUUCCAAAAUCCAUGUAUUCAGACAAUGGAACGACCUUUCAAGGAGCAAACAAGGAACUGAGAAAAGCUCACCGAGAAUCUCUACGAGAUACCAAUCUCCAUAAUAAGCUCGCCGUGGAUGGGGUCGCUUGGCACUUUUUACGCCCAUCAGCACCUCAUUUUGGAGGGUUGUGGGAGGCAGCGGUGAAAAGUGUUAAGCACCAUUUACGCCGAUCCAUCGGUACUCAUACACUCUCCUUUGAGGAAUUAACCACAGUACUGUGUCGUAUCGAAGCCGCAUUAAAUUCUCGUCCGCUCGUCGCCAUGUCUGAUUGCAUCGAUGAUUAUAACGCACUUACACCAGGUCAUUUCUUGAUUGGAUCGGCCUUAACCUCAAUUCCGGAACCAAGCGUACUACAAUUAAAAGAAAACCGACUGUCACGUUGGCAGUUAAUCCAGCGAAUAACGGAAACCUUUUGGAAAGCGUGGCAUACCGAAUACUUACAUACUCUUCAUCAACGUCCGAAGUGGAGAGUCGCGCAAAAUCUCACAAAAAUCGGUCAGCUUGUCCUCUUGCGAAAUGAAUGCACUCCACCAGCACAAUGGGAAUUAGCACGCAUAAUAGAUUGUCACCCCGGUACCGACGGGAUAAUUCGCGUCGUAACCAUUAAAACAGCGAACUCAACGUACAAGCGACCCAUUUCGAAAUUACGUUUCUUGCCGAUUGACAUUAAUGUCGAGUCUGACGCCCAACAAAGUUCUUGA